CCAGUCAACCAACUACGCCUUCUUCUCCGCUGCAGUUCGUCCAAUUUAUAUUGUAUAUAUAGGAGAAAUUAUUAACUAAUUGGGGAGAUUAAGGAUACAUACAUACAGAGGUCUUGCAAUGGAGGGGCUGUACAAGGUUGUUCUGUCUGCAGCUUUCUUCAUCGUCUGUCUGUCUGGUUCGACCCGCGCGCAGAGCUGCUCCGGCUAUGCCUUCUCCAACAACAACGUCUACGCCGCCUGCAGUGAUCUCCCCGUGCUCAAUUCCUUCCUCCACUGGACUUACCAUCCGGCGAACCACACGGUGGAUCUGGCUUACAGGCACACCGGAAUGUCGACUUCCAAUUGGAUUGUGUGGUCGCUGAACCCUACCGGCGGAGCUAUGUCCGGAGCUCAGUGUCUCGUGGCGCUGCACAAUUCGUCCGGCAACGUCCACGCUUACACCUCCCCUGUUUCCGGCUACGCGACGCAGCUGGAGGAGGGCAACCUGAGCUUCGCCGUCCCGUCUAUCGCCGCCGAAUUCAGAAGCGGGGAAAUGAUCAUUUUCGCCACCGUGGCGCUGCCGAGCGGGAGGACCAGCUUUACUCAGGUCUGGCAAUUCGGCAACGUUAAUGGAAACGUUCCCCAAAGGCAUGAAACCACCGGCGACAAUAUGCGCUCCUUCGGAACCAUUGAUUUCUCCACCGGACAAACGGCCGACACCGGCGCCGCCGGCGACGCCUCCAGAAACCGUAAACGCAACAGACAUGGCGUGCUGAACGUGGUGAGUUGGGGAAUUUUAAUGCCCAUCGGCGCCAUGGCCGCGAGAUACCUGAAGGUGUUCGAGGUAGCCAAUCCACUCUGGUUCUACCUCCACGUGUCCUGCCAGGCCUCCGCCUACAUCGUCGGCGUCGCCGGCUGGGGCACCGGCCUGAAGCUCGGCAGCGACUCCCCCGGCGUCGAACAAACCAAGCACAGGAACAUCGGCAUCGUCCUCUUCGCCUUCGGAACUCUCCAGGUAUUUGCGUUGCUGUUGAGGCCUAAGCCCGACCACAAGUACAGAGUGUACUGGAACGCCUACCACCACGCAAUCGGGUACAGUGUGAUAGCUCUGAGCAUCGUCAACAUCUUCGAGGGGUUCGACAUUUUGGAUCCGGAGAAGAAAUGGAAGAGAGCUUACAUCGGCGUCCUCAUCGCCCUCGGCGCCGUUGCUCUCGUCUUGGAGGCCUUCACAUGGUUCGUCGUGCUCAGGAGGAAAAGUGACAGGCCCUCCGACAAACGCUCCCGCGCCGCCGCAGUUACCGGAGUUAAUGGAUCGUCGUCACACGGUGCUUAGUUAGUUAAAUACAGAUUAUACAUACACAGAUUUCACUCUCUCGUUCGGGCUUUUGAUUUUGAUACAUCACACAGAUUCUAUGUUACUUUGUAUAAUUAUUUGGUAGAGAUUGAUCCCAUAUUUUUUGUGUGUUUACGGUUACGGCCGCUGUUCUUGGCUGUUUAUUUAUUUUGUAUUUUUAAUUUUCUUCUCCUUAUAUGUAUAAUAUAAAUAUAAUAAUAAUUGAUGUUGAUAUUA
Messenger RNA from Andrographis paniculata, 1549 nucleotides. Its product is annotated as cytochrome b561 and DOMON domain-containing protein At5g35735-like. The coding region runs from base 119 to 1312 and encodes 397 amino acids. NCBI's taxonomy places the organism in Eukaryota, Viridiplantae, Streptophyta, Magnoliopsida, Lamiales, Acanthaceae. The transcript has 3 exons. The record is from RefSeq and is a predicted model, not a curated record.